Bubalus bubalis (water buffalo) is the source of this 3296-nucleotide messenger RNA. It is a transcript of the gene GPC1, whose product is annotated as glypican 1. Lineage: Eukaryota; Metazoa; Chordata; Mammalia; Artiodactyla; Bovidae. Bases 173 to 1849 code for a protein of 558 amino acids. The transcript has 9 exons. Gene Ontology annotation, biological process: cell migration; negative regulation of fibroblast growth factor receptor signaling pathway; regulation of protein localization to membrane. Gene Ontology annotation, cellular component: plasma membrane; synapse; cell surface. The record is from RefSeq and is a predicted model, not a curated record. Gene Ontology annotation, molecular function: fibroblast growth factor binding.
CCAGCGGCCGGACCUCGCGCCCCGCGCGCCCCGCGCCCCGCCGGCUUUUGUUGUCUCCGCCUCCCCGGCAGCCGGCGCCUCCGGACCGCCAGCCGAGUGCGCGGGGACCUUGGCUCUGCCCUUCGCGGGCGGGGGCUGCGCGGGCCCGGCCGGGGGCGCCGCCGGCCCCGCCAUGGAGCUCCGGGCCCGAGGCUGGUGGCUGCUGUACGCGGCCGCCGUGCUGGUCGCCUGCGCCCGCGGGGACCCUGCCAGCAAGAGUCGGAGCUGCGGGGAAGUGCGCCAGAUCUACGGGGCCAAGGGCUUCAGCCUGAGCGAUGUGCCCCAGGCGGAGAUCUCGGGCGAGCACCUGCGCAUCUGCCCCCAGGGCUACACCUGCUGCACCAGCGAGAUGGAGGAGAACCUUGCCAACCGCAGCCGCGCUGAGCUGGAGACAGCGCUUCUGGAGGGCAGCCGGGCGCUGCAGGCCACGCUGGCCGCCCAGCAGCGGGGCUUUGACGAUCACUUCCAGCGCCUGUUGAACGACUCGGAACGGGCGCUGCAGGAGGCCUUCCCGGGCGCCUUCGGAGAGCUGUACACGCAGAACGCCAAGGCCUUCCGCGACCUGUACGCCGAGCUGCGCCUCUACUAUGGCGGCGCCAACCUGCACCUGCAGGAGACGCUGGCCGAGUUCUGGGCGCGCCUGCUCGAGCGCCUCUUCAGGCAGCUACACCCGCAGCUGCUGCUGCCUGACGACUACCUGGACUGCCUGGGCAAGCAGGCCGAGCCGCUGCGGCCCUUCGGCGAGGCCCCCCGCGAGCUGCGCCUGCGCGCCACCCGCGCCUUCGUGGCGGCGCGCACCUUCGUGCAGGGCCUGGGCGUGGCCGGCGACGUGGUGCGCAAGGUGGCCAAGGUGCCCCUGAGCCCCGAGUGCUCGCGGGCCGUCAUGAAGCUGGUGUACUGCGCCCACUGCCUGGGGGUGCCCGGCGCCCGGCCCUGCCCCGACUACUGCCGCAACGUGCUCAAGGGCUGCCUAGCCAACCAGGCCGACCUGGACGCAGAGUGGAGGAACCUUCUGGACUCCAUGGUGCUCAUCACGGACAAGUUCUGGGGCCCGUCGGGCGCGGAGAGUGUCAUCGGCGGCGUGCACUACUGGCUGGCGGAGGCCGUCAACGCCCUCCAGGACAACAGGGACACUCUCACAGCCAAGGUCAUCCAGGGCUGCGGGAACCCCAAGGUGAACCCCCAGGGCCCCGGCGCCGAGGAGAAGUGGCCCCGGGGCAAGCUGGCGCUGCAGGAGAGGCCGCCCGCGGGCACGCUGCAGAAGCUGGUCUCCGAAGCCAAGGCCCAGCUCCGAGACGCUCAGGACUUCUGGAUCAGCCUCCCGGGGACGCUGUGCAGUGAGAAGCUGGCCAUGAGCUCGGCCAGUGACGAACGCUGCUGGAACGGCAUGGCCAAGGGCCGGUACCUCCCCGAGGUGAUGGGUGAUGGCUUGGCCAAUCAGAUCAACAACCCUGAGGUGGAGGUGGACAUCACCAAGCCCGACAUGACCAUCCGCCAGCAGAUCAUGCAGCUGAAGAUCAUGACCAACCGCCUGCGAGGCGCCUAUAACGGCAACGACCUGGACUUCCAGGACGCCAGCGACGAGGGCAGCGGCUCAGGCAGCGGCGAGGGCUGCCCGGACGAGAUGUGCGGCCGGAAGGUCGGCAGGAAGAGCGCCAGCUCGCGGACGCCGCUGACGCACGCCCUCCCGGGGCUGUCGGAGCGGGAGGGCCAGCAGACCUCAGCCGCGGCCCACCCCCCGCCCCACGCCAGUCCCCUGCUGCUCCUGGGGCUUGCCCUGGCCCUUCCAGCCGCGCCCCGGGGGCGGUAACUGCCCCGGCCCCAGGGACCGCGGCCAAGGACCGACUUUGCCAAAACCCGCAGCAGACGAUAUUUAACUCUCUGGGCCGGGAGGCCCCGGAGUGGGACGGGGGGGGUCGCCGAGGGACCCGGCUUGUGACUGUGCUGGGGAUGGGGCGGGGGCUUCACCCGGCCCCCCGAGCUUUCACUUUUGUAUGGGGCCCUCAGGUCAGCUGGGGACAGUGUCCCCCAAAAGCCAUGCGUUUCAGAGACCUCGAGGUGCCGCUGGCCGUCUCUCCCCCCAGCCCCUGCGACACCGGGCCGGGUGAGGAGGCCGCCUGGGCGGUGUCCGGCUGAGCGCGGGCUGUACCCCCCUCCCCCACCACCGAACAUCUGGGGAUCAGGUGUCUGAAAGCCACGCCCAGUCCUCGGGCCCAAGAACCCCCAGAGGGCAUCAGGGUUCCCGCUGGGGCCUAGCGGGGCCUUUGGGAUUAUGCAUGAGCCCUGACCCCACCCCCAGGACCCUGUCUGGGCCCCCCUCUCAGCAGCCGCAUUGGGCUGCGCUCCUGGCCAUCGGCGAGGCCCACACGGGGACUUACAGAGACGCCGCCUGUCCCCACCCUUCCCCACCCCCACCCAGACCAGGGCCACGUCCCAGCUCAGGACGACGCAAGCCAGGGCCGCAGCCAACCCCUGGCCGCCACCUGGCCGCGGGGACGCUGGGUGGCUGGGGAAAUCUGAGCUCAGGGCCAGCAAGACCCAGCGCCCACUCCGAGGGCCUUCCCUUCCCUGACCUUGCCGGCCGCAGGCCAGGGCGCUCGACAGUUAAGGGCUUUCCUAGCCACGCCUCCUCUACAGGCCCCUCCCGCCCUUCUCACCCAGAGCUGCCUUCUCGGCUUCUCCCUGGAAGCUUCUGAGGGUCCCAGGUGACCUUCCGCAGCCCUGGGGUCUCUGCAGGCUCCUCCCCAGGCCGAGGCCCACCCUCCUAAGCCCUAUCCACUGCAGGGUUUGGGGAGGGGCCACUCCCUGCCAGAGACGGCUUGGGCCGGGCAGGGUGGUCUUGAGGGUUGGGGGAUGCUGAGCCACGUAGCCAGGCCAACCUCCUGACCAGCCCCUGGGCCCCGAGAAGGCUGCUUCCUGCCGCUUUGCUUUUCCUCACGGGGUGGAGGGCUUCCAGGCUCUGGGACACGCGGGGUCCAGGGCUGCUCACACAAACACGCCAACCGUAUCAGAACCUUGUGCCGGGGCAGGGUCAGGCCGGGGCCUCCCUGCCUGCGGGUAGGGGCCAGCUGGACUCCCGGCCCAGGGGCAGCAUCACCGUGUGCCCAGACGGCCACUCGGGCCCACCCUCCCUUUUUCUCUGGAUGGGGCGGCCCUGUGUGGUCAGUGGCCCGGCCAGCUGUGUCUCGGGCUGCACAGCGUCCACAGGUGACGUGUGUUCUUCGAGUCCUCGUACGAAUAAAAGGCUGGAGACCGCG